AAUGAAAGCAAUACUAGUAUUAUCUAUUUCAUUAAUCACAUUGAACUCUUAAUUUAUAAAGACAUCCACUUUCAAUUUGGUAAGGCCAUGAUUUAAUUAAUCAAAGUGUGAUGCAAGUGUUUACUUAAGACCUGAUAUCUAUUAUGUAUAAGGAAGUGCAUCAACAAACGUAGAGCCCACUUAAGCAGUAGUAACUUUGGAAGUUGAAGUAAAAGAUGAGAAGGCUCAGAAUGCCCUUCAAUAGGCAGCCUAAAUAGCUGACGAUGCUGUCAAGUAAAUAAUAGACUUAAUAGGUUAGAGCUAUCAAAGAGAACUGUAAAGGAGAAUUGAAGAUUCAAACAGCCGAUUUUGCUAUCUCACCACAUAAAGAGUACAGCCAUAGCAAACCUUACUAUGAGACAUUUUCAGGCUUUAAAGUAUUAAAUAAGAUAACAGUAGAAACUCUGAAUACUAGUGAUGUUGGAAAGUAAAGAUAUUGUAUAUAAUUUUAGGAUCAUUGACACAGCAGUGAAAAAUAAGGUAAAUCAAGUUAAUGGGAUACAAUUUGAUGUGAGCAAAGAAGAGAAGAAAAGAUUGAAGGAUGUAUUAGUUGAAUAAGCUAUUGAAGAUGCUAAACAUACAGUAAUAAGUUUAAAUUAUGUUAGGCAAAUAUUGUGUUGAAAGAAUUAAAUAUGAAAAUUGAAUCUAUCAAGUCUGUUCAAAUAAUAGAGAAUUAUAGAUAUGGAGCUAAAACUCAAAUGGAAUAAUAAGUGAGUGUAGGAUUUGUAAUUAGACCAAUAGAUUAAUGAC
Messenger RNA from Paramecium pentaurelia, 789 nucleotides. The record is from the annotation of a GenBank genome assembly. Lineage: Eukaryota; Ciliophora; Oligohymenophorea; Peniculida; Parameciidae.